UAAUUUUAAUUUUGAAUUUUUAUUUAUACUUAAGCUACUUUACUGCUUGACUACUUUUUCUCUCUCACAUCCCAUUCUACACAUGGUUUGAAAAUUAAUCUUUAUAAACAUUGAUUUUUUUUAUGUCAAAAUCCUGCCCAUAGAGUUUCAAUAGCUUCCCCCAUAGUCCAACGUCUUAUCCCGGACUGGACAGUCUCUACCAUCUCCCUUACUUUCUAGUUCCCCGAUUUCAUUUUUUCUACUCCCACUGAGAGAAUGCCUCAUCAGACUAAUCUAUCACUCCUAGAGUAAAUCUAACUUUUCUUUCUUAGUGCAUCUUCCUGGAUUGGAUCUGUGUCUUUCUAUUUGUCUAUGUUCUACUCCUCCUUCAAUUCCCAGUCCAAGUUUUCCUUUCUCUAUGAAGUAGUCUCCAAACAUCAUGGCCCUCUUCACUGAACUUUCCUGAAGUCUGAGGGCAUUUAUUAUUUGUAGUGCUCAUCUGGCAUAUGGCACAGACUAUCUCAUAUUCUUCUGUUUGCCUAUCCUUUAUGUAGCCUUUCUACCACACUAUCUCAGUACAUGGGACCAGACCAUGUCUACAUGUUACCUAGAAGUACAGUACAUUCAUCUUGGAACACACAACAAUGCUUAAACAAGUUUUAUAGCUAUGGGAAUGAAAAAUCUCAGGAUUUAUUUGCUUAUUCUUUUGUUGAGUACUAAAAAAAAGUGGGCUUUAUCUCAUAAUAUUUACUAAAAGGAAAAACUUGUAAUCAAGUAAUCAUAGUAAUUUAAAACUCCUCUGUGAAAAGUUCUAAGAAGCAGAGGUCUGUGGGGGCUCUUGGGAAGACAGAGAUCUCUUCCCUGAGAAAGGAGAAAAUCAAAGUGGUUUGUUUCAGCUGUUUUUCAGCUGAAGACACUCUAUUGGGUACAAUUUAUCUUCACUUGCAAGUACAAGUAGGAGCAGAAUGACAUUUUUUAAAAAAAAGCACUGGGGACAUUUUGUAAAUAAUGUGGAAAAUAACACUGGACUAAAUGGAUCUAUGUUUGUGAUCUGGACCCAUUAGAAGUCUUCUCUGGGCCCUUAUUUCCCUCAUCUGCAAAAGGAGGUGGCUAUGACUGAUGAUUAUCUACAGAACAUGUAUGUCUCCUUUUCCUCCUCUCAAAUGAAACCCCAGCUUUAGUAAGUUGACGUUCACCAUCAUGUGACUCAGGAAAGUAGACCCUUAUUCCCAGUCCCAAAGAUGGUCAGGAUCUCUUUAUAUAAAUCACAGUAUUUGCUCAUCUCUGGCAUAAGGCCUAACCAUUUAAUAAAAGUGCCUCAGCUGGGAAGCACCUGGGAAGUUACUUCCUCCCGAAAAAACAGUGCAGGAAAGAACGACUCUCUCACAGCUUUCUCUGAACAUCAAAGGCAUGGCUACUGCAUCCACCUUAUUGACAAUCUCAGCAGAAAAAGCAAUGCUUUGUAGAGACCAAAUCCAAAUCCCAAGAACAUCAGGGAAACUGUCAUACUACACCCAGAGUCCAGCCUACCUCAAAAAUCCUUAUGUGAGAUGAUAAAUAAAUGUCCUUGUUUAAGCCAGUUUGAGACGGUUCGAGCAGAGUUUUCUGUUAUCUGCUCCCAAAAGCAUCCUGGCUGAUUCUUGAGAGAGCCUGGACUACACAAGCCCUUGCAGUUCUAAAAUUCUGUGUUUCUACAUGUUUAAAUGAUUUAUUUUACUACAAAGAUAUGAGCCAUGAAAUCAAUUGCUUAAACCUAGAAAUUAAGACAUCUGUUUGCCAAGUGAAGUGAAUGAAUGAGGUAAUUCCCAGCUCUUCAUAGUCAAAACAUAUGUAGAAAUUGAAUUCCACAAAUUAUUUAUAUUCUUAAAAUUCUGUAUGUUUAUAUAAAUUAUUAUUACUGCUUAUACUUGGCACUUAAUAUUGAUUUAAUUCAAUGUAAAGCAUUCAUAUAUGCUGGAAGGCCACUGCAUUAUUGAACAAAUUAUUUUAUCACGUUUUUAUUUUAAAAUCAUCACUUACAUCCAUAGUUGAGAAAACAGAAAUCACUCUAAUUCUGACUAACAAAAUCGAUGUUAUUAUUUGGGGCAUUCCGUCCUGAAUUACAUUUCCUUCAGUUCAUCAAAGGGAACAGAAUCCGAAUGUUUGUCAUAUUAUUAAUCUGGGCCAAAGAGCAUACCAUAGAUCUAUUUUUGACUGCUACCUGUCCCUCAGGUAACAUAAAUUUGGUUUCAAUGAAAAUCUCAGUUUUUCUUCCCAAGUCUCUUUAUAAAUUAUAAUUUCAGUCUAAAGAAAUAAAUAAUGACUUAGUUGCUUUCCAUCUUUAUACAACAUCUAAAAUCACUAUGAAUACAAAUGAACACAUCCCAGGCUAGUCAGGUACUUUAGCUCAAUUAAGUAUAAAUCCAAAUUCUCUAAGGAAAAACAAUGAAUUAAUUAAUUUUGCAUUCCAUAGCUUUCUUUGCUGCUAUGUAAGGUGUUGUUAUUGUUUUACUAGUCUGUGAUUACAAAAUUCACUCCUUAGAUUGACUUGUUUCCCCUUACUGAAUUGCCUGGUGAAAAGGUUGAACAGAAUGGCUAAUUUGGAGCCCUAUAGGAAGGUUUGGAUCAGACUGAGAGUACUUAGCCUGCAGUACAAUAAUUUCCCUUAUGACUAAUGCAAAAAAUCUAAUAAUCUAAUAUUUUCACAAUAACAUGCAAAAAUGUAUACAUUGGAUAACAAUAUGAGUGAGACAUGAAAAUUAGAACACUUUAUAGGUGUACAAAAUACUAAAAGAGCUAAAUUUUCCUAGGAAAAUUAUGUUAGAAUACUUAUAAGCUUGUAAAUCAAAAGAAACUCUUGGAAAAAUCAAUCAAUGCUUCAACUAUAAAAUUUCUUUAAACAAUCUAUUCCAAUCCAAAUGGUAAAAUCUUGAAUAUAGUGUGUGUGUAUGUGUGUAUAAUAUUAAACACUUUGAUCUUACAUCGCUUUUAUUUGCAACUGCCACUCAGUUGAAACAUUAAAAGUUCAUGAGGAUGAACUGUCAAAUUUAUCCAUAAUGAUCAUAGUUUGUGCUGCCCUUUCAAAAAACAUGGCAACAUUUUUCUUCCAAGCUGUUUGAUUUACAACAGAAAAACAAUAUGCGACUGUUGAUAUCACAGAUUCCUUUUGAGAAGAAAAAUAACUUCAAAUCUUUUGAUGAUAAUAGUAUAAGAUCUAAGUUCCUUUGACACAACACAUUUUGCAUUUACAAAGAUUAAAGGGAUGCAAAAUUCUAAAGUCUUUCAAUCCUGAUGGGCACUUCUAUGUUCUGGCCUCCUCUGCACCUCGCUGAUGAAAUAAUAAGUCGAAGCAAUGGUUCUGAAGCCUUCAAAGUGAACAUGAAGUACAAUACAGCAUAGGAAAGUCAAAAUUCUUCCCCUUCUCUUGCCAACCCUGACUUCUCUGAGACUUGCUGAUCGGAUUCAGAAAGUAGAAUUUGAACAUAACUGGCUUGGAGAUGAAUGAAAUAUGUAACAUCCAACUCAGAGUUUAAAUAAAACUCUUUAAUCUCAAAAUCAGACUGGAUACCUUGUGGUAGAAGGGGAUGUCUAUUGGGGGAAAAGAUGAGUUCUCUUUCCCAAAUUAAGCCAGGGAAGGGAAACUUGUAAUCUUAUAAAAUCAACCUUAUAAAACAGCUACAUUUGAACUUCAUCAGCACAGAAGGUUUACAAGGAAUAACACUGAUCUUGAUUUGUAGUUUUCUAACCUCUGGUAACAUUUGGUGAAGUAGUUCUUCCUUUCCAAAAAAUGGUGGACUGAUUAGGUGAAUUAUUUCUGAAGUGAUUGAUUUGCCUUUUUAUCUUCAUUAGCAAUAUAGUGCUGUUUCCUGCACAAAUCUAAAUGAGAAUACUUUCAUGAUUUCUAUAGUUUCCCUGCUUUGCCAUACUAAUAUUGAUAACUGUAGCUCUCUGAUGAAUUGAAAACCUAAAAAGGGCAGAAUUUGCAAGUGAAAUAUACUCAACUGGUGUAGAGGGACUGUAAAAAUCUCUGCCAAUGAUUUUAAUUAUGAAUGGGUCUCACUGGUGGGUUGGUUUGAUAAUCAUGCAUGGCUCAUCUCCUGCCAGAAUGCCUUUCAUUUUAUCAAAAUCAUUCCCCUCCUCUGUUUUUUCUUGCUUCUGAUCCAAACAACGAUUGCCAGUUUCAAGCUUUUACUUUAUUCCAGACCUUACACCAGGAGCUUAAUAUGUUUUCUUUUUAACCUUGAAGAUAACAUUACAGUACAUUUCUAUUUCCAUUUAAAGAAUGAAGAAACUGCCAUUCAGAACUAUUCAAUAUAAAGCAGCUAAGAGGUUGGAUUUAGAUUUAAACUCUGGUCUGUCUGGUUCAAAAUUUCAUGUUUCUCCUAACACUACACUACUAUAAGAAGUGUUCAAGUCAAUAAGGGCAAUUAUUAUGUAGAGAGUUGAGAGAAUGAUAAUCCAAACUCUCACUAUUUCAUGAAAAAAAGAACAGAACUUACUAAGGAUUUUUUUUUUUGUUUUGCAUUACCAUCAGUGCAAUAAAGUAAGAAGUCUCUGCUCAAAUGAAAUAGAGUUUAUCUGUUUUCUGAAGAAUUUGAUAAAGUUUAUAAAACAAUUUUCUAGCAAUGUAACUUUGAGCUCUCUAUUACAAAAAACAUGCAUUUUAUAUUUGGGUUUAAAAAUAAGCACCAAGUGUUGGAUAAGUACUUAUCUCUGUGUUGGUAUGUAUUUAUAGUAAAGACAUUUAAAAAAUCAAUGAAAUUUAUUCCAAAUAACAAAAGUGUUAUCACCUGAAGACUUGCAAUUCCUAGUCUAUUAGAAGACAAAUACUAUACAAUAGAGCACUCAGAUUCCAGACUUUGUUUUUUGUUUUUGUUUUUGUUUUGCUUCUGUCAUCUGUGGGGCUCAUUGUGCCAGUAUAUGGUCUGAUCUGACAUAGCUGGAGUUUUCCUCAAAAGCGAAGACAGUCAUGCAUGUGCACACACACACACACAAAUUACAUUAGACUAAUAACAUAUAUAUGCGAUAGUAUGCAAUAUACUGCAUAUUAUCUGCAACAUAAAUAUGCAAGUAAUAUGCUACUUAUUGCUUGAGUCUUCAUUUAUUAAUAGCAGCAGUAAAUUAUGAUUAUAUCAAUGUCUCAUGUUUACGGCCAAUAUAUAACAGGACUGGAGAGAACUUUCAGCAUUCGGUAGCUGAUUAACUCAAGAUCUAGGAGAAGCUGUUGCAUCUGUGAACCACAAAACUUCCGUACACAUUUUGAGUAGAGUUAUGUCUUUUAUUCCAAGUAUUUAAGAGCCAGAGGUUGAUUCUUAGCAGAAUUCUAUAUCAGAAGUAUACCAAUUAGCUAGUAUGUUACCUCUUCCCAAGGAGUGAGUUCUUAAGAACUUUAUGGGGUAAAAAAUACCUUUUAGAUUAUAUAGUAGAAAAUGACCAUUUUUUUUCUGUGUUCCUAAAGAUUUCUUCAUAUAAGUUGAACUUUAUUCAAUUACCAUUUGAUCACUUCUAAUAUGAGGGUCUUUAAUGACCUUAAUUAUAAUUUUAUUUAAAAUAUGCAGAUAUAAAGGAACACUGCACAUUCAGCUGGGUGCCUGGCAGAUACAAUAAGCUGUUCCAAAUGGAAAUGAAUUACACAUAUCCUUCCAAGUGGUAUUUCCUCUUGUAGGUCAAUCCAUGCUCACAAAGAGUUCAUGGCUAAAAAAUGCUUUUAAGAGGAUUGACACCUUGUAGAGAAAGAGAAAUUUACAACUUCCUGCCAAGACUUGAUUCUGUCAGACUAAAGAUGCAACUUGCAGAUGUCCUUGCCAAUUUAUGAAACAGGUGCCUGGUCUGCCUUAAAGGAAAACAUGACGUGACUCUAUAUUAAAAUAGGAAAAGGAAGCAAUGCAAUUUGUUGUUUACCAUGUGUUAUUAUGGGAAAUCUAUUAUAAAAGGUGGAACACAUGGGUUCAUGUGUAUCAGUGAAGCAGUCAGAAAAACUAUCCCUUAUUUAAGACAUAAUAUCACAAUAAACAUUCAGGAAGUAAAAUCUGUCUGUAGAGUUGGGCAGGAGGCAAUACACAAUAACAUAAAAAGGAGGGGAAAACAUCGCAGUGAAGAGCUCUAGUUCUGUAUUCUCCCAGCACCUCAGCUUUCUUAUCUAUAAAACAGGAAUAACAGUAACACUACCAACACAGGGUGUAGGGCUGGAAGGCAUAGAGAGGGCUUCACAUACACUAGGAGCUCAAUACCAGUUCUUCUACUUCCUCCUCCUUUUACAACUAUCACUGUAAUAAUGUGAGUAAAGGGUUUUGCAUGGCCUGUCAAAGGAGAUGCAUUUCUCAUCCCUUCAUUACUCUUGCACAAUUCCAUUUUGUCAUAGAUAGAGUUUUGCACAGUCACUUGUCAGAGAUAGAAAGGCAAGUGCUUUUCUAAGCUGAAAAAGGUACAAACUUUAGAAAGAAAGGAUAGUGUGUCCCUGACUGCUUUUGGAAAAGUGAAUUCCAGUGAACCUCCUUGCUUCGGUAGUAAGCUGGGAGACACAACACAUUCAGAGAGAAAACAGCGGACAAAAUCAUCCAUCAAAGUCUGAGACUGGGAAUUCACCAGUCUCCAUGAAAGGUCUUUGCUUUUGCAUGACAGGUUAUUCCAUCAUUCUGAAACAUACUUCCCACUUUCCCAUGGGUUAAACUUGUUCUAUGAUCAGUAGUCCAAUUCAGGUUUCAAGCAAUCAUUCACUCUUAGUUCUUUCAAAUGUCAUAAAUUGAUACGCUGCUAAACAUUAGUUUCUCAUAGAACGUUUCCUAGUAUUUCUCAAACUGUGAUCAUUUUUAUGCCACCAAAUAUUCAUUUUCUUGCCAAAAGCAAGAUAAAUUUAGAUAUCUGCCUUCUCCCAAGGUAUACUGAAUAAAUUGGUCUUUUGCCAAAAGGCUGUUUAGGGUAGGUUGGGGAGUUAAACCACAGCAACCGUGCGAUGAGAGGGACAAGCCUCACUUUUCCAUUCAGUACCUGUAGGCUCAUGAUGUCAGUAAGCCUUCCAGGGUCUCAGUUUUCUCCUCUAAUAAACAAAGUACCCUAGAUGAUAAGAAUUACAUAAAUGCAUGUGGAUAUGUUCUAAGCUAUGAAGCAUCAUCUAACAUAUUACUUAUGCUUUUAAAGGCACUUAAGCACAAUAUGACAUUUUAGAGUUCAUAAUUACAAAUGUGUCACCUGGAAUACAAAAAUGACAAAUAUGCCCGGUUAUUAGAAUGCACACUUUACAAUGAUAGCAGUGUUUGUCAUGUUCACUGGGCUGCAGAAACACUGGAACAGUGCCUCACACAUAGUAGAUGCUCAAUCACUACUGUUGAAUGAAAAAAUGUAUAGUGUCCUUUGUUAAAGAUAACAAUUUAUAAUAUGCUGCUACUUGCGAUUAUUUUAAUAAAUGGUCGUAUUUUUUCAUUUAUGUUCUGUCUCCUUUCUAGGGAAAGUUGAAUUGUUUUGCAAAUAAAAUUACAAAAUCUGAGUCUAACACUAUUAGCAUUCAAAAUAUCACCUAAAAUAUGUCUGAUUAAAAUAUGUCAAUUAAAUUUAAUUUACUUUAAAUAGCCAAGAGAAUAGGAACAACAUAUACAGCCAUUUAUAAACAGCAAAUAAGAAAUGACAGUUUCCAGAUUUAUAUUUUCUACAUAUUUUAAAAAUUCCUAUGACAUUCACAUGUUCUCACAUGUUCUGUAUGUCAAAAACUUUUCAAGUUAAUAUUCAGUGCAUUUUCUAAUGUUGAUAAUUCUAUAAUAUAUGCGUUGCUUAAUGUCCACUGAUUUGGAUCCAUGGGGAUGACCCCAUUACUAACAUUUUCUUAUAAGCUAUUCUUUCAAACUAUAUAUUACAACUUUUUAAACUAAAAUUUUUUUGCCCCUAGUUUUUUGUAGAGAAUGAUUUUUAAAUGUAAGUUAACCAUGGCUGCUAUUUUAAAUACAGCAUUAACUGUCUUCCUCGCCUCUUAAAAAAAAUUUAUCAUGUUUUUAAAAAUUUUAUAAAUGAUAAAUUUGCAUUAAACCUUAUAUUGCUUUUAAUCUCCAUGAGCCAGAUAAAAUUUCACCUUCGGUUGUAUUUAAUUUUGUCUGUAAUCUGACCGGGGUCUUGAUUACUCAAUCACCAAUUUCUCAGGCCAAUUAACAUUUACAACAUCUUUAGAAUAUGAGGGAUGCUUUUUAUAAGAAGAAUAAAUUUUAUUUGAUAUAAUGUAAUUAAAGCAUUUUACCUUAGUUGUAAUGAUCAUUAGUUGUUUUUUUUUUUGUAAUUUCUAUGUAGCCAUCUACAUGACAUAGAAUUUGUUAUACUGUAGUUGCAAUAGAGAAUAAAUUUCACAAUGUUCCAUGCACUUUUAUAUGAAACUUUAAAUUGCACUAUUUCAGUUAGCACUUCUCUAAAUAUAUAAAUGCAGUUCAAUAAAGUUUGCCAUAGAGACCAUUUCUGUGAUCAGAGUUUUCUCAUCAUAAAAAUUAAGAGAAUGAACUAAAUGGAUUCUGUUAAUUUUAACCAUAUGAUACCAUAAUUGUACAAACCUGAUUUAAUGCUGACUUUUCGACAACUGCAAAUGUACUUAGAUGAGAAAAUGUGAAGUUGAAUAUAAUAUCAUGGUUACAAAUGCACAGACCAUUUUGAAUUGCAGGUCUAAAAGAGCGAUUUUUUAAAUAAAACAUUAAUAAUAAUAUGCAAACUAUUCUCUUCCAACCCAAAUAUCACCAAUAUUUUGAUAUGCACUUGAAACAAGACCUAGAAGAAACAUAAAUAUUACAAUCCAUCUUAUCUCCGGAAGAUCUGGAUGUAUGAAUAUUUGAUCCUGACUUUCUCAUACUACAUUGAGCAGAGAAUUAAUAUGUAUUGAGUGUGCCCUAUAGGUCAAUAACUGUCCUGGGCAGCCUGAGAACAUUUUCAGGAGCAACCCUUAAAGCUUAACAAUGUAUGUAGUUUAGUUUUUCAACAGCCACAGAUAAAUUCAGUCUGUCUAACUUUCUACCUAAGGGUUCAUUUACUCCCUUUUAUGAUUGUUGUUUAACAUUUCCCCUACCACUUUGCCGUUACCUUUAUUGUUGUUGUUAACAGACACGGUAAUUCAAGUUAUAGCAAUGUAAGCAGGCAGACACAAACUGAAGAUUACACGAGAGAGUUGAGAAAGAGUCCAAGCUGAAGUGAACUUCAUGCACAGGUAGAAAACGGAAAUCAGUAAACGACUUGGCCAAAAGUAGGAAAAAAUCAAUUUAGUUUUUAAAAGAAUGGAAGAGGCUCUCGGCUUUCGGCUCGGAGGAGGCCAAGGUGCAACUUUCUUCGGUCGUCCCGAAUCCGGGUUCAUCCGACACCAGCCGCCUCCACCAUGCCGCCGAAGUUCGACCCCAACGAGAUCAAAGUCGUAUACCUGAGGUGCACCGGAGGUGAAGUCGGUGCCACUUCUGCCCUGGCCCCCAAGAUCGGCCCCCUGGGUCUGUCUCCAAAAAAGGUUGGUGAUGACAUUGCCAAGGCAACGGGUGACUGGAAGGGCCUGAGGAUUACAGUGAAACUGACCAUUCAGAACAGACAGGCCCAGAUUGAGGUGGUGCCUUCUGCCUCUGCCCUGAUCAUCAAAGCCCUCAAGGAACCACCAAGAGACAGAAAGAAACAGAAAAACAUUAAACACAGUGGGAAUAUCACUUUUGAUGAGAUCGUCAACAUUGCUCGACAGAUGCGGCACCGAUCCUUAGCCAGAGAACUCUCUGGAACCGUUAAAGAGAUCCUGGGGACUGCCCAGUCUGUGGGCUGUAAUGUUGAUGGCCGCCACCCUCAUGACAUCAUCGAUGACAUCAACAGUGGUGCUGUGGAAUGCCCAGCCAGUUAAGCACAAAGGAAAAUAUUUCAAUAAAGGAUCAUUUGACAA
Molecule: messenger RNA, 9829 nt
Organism: Gorilla gorilla gorilla (western lowland gorilla)
Lineage: Eukaryota; Metazoa; Chordata; Mammalia; Primates; Hominidae
Product: large ribosomal subunit protein uL11-like
Exons: 1
Coding region: 9293-9790 (165 amino acids)
Biological process (GO): translation
Cellular component (GO): cytosolic large ribosomal subunit; ribosome
Molecular function (GO): large ribosomal subunit rRNA binding; structural constituent of ribosome
Source: RefSeq, a predicted model, not a curated record